AUGUAUUUGUACGACCAUGAUACAAUAGACAUUGAUGACCAACCUUCUAAACCUGCAGCUAUCGGAGUUCGUUUGAUCACAACUGCCACGCAAAUCCAACGGAAAAAUCCUUGCAGUUUGCUAAGGGAGAGGACUAAAACUGCUACACUCGACGUCACCAUACUAAUCGAAUGUCGGUCAGAUGUGAUCGGAUUACCAGAAAGUCUAUUUACUCAUCCGCUGUACACUGCUAAGGAACGGUUGUCCGCAUUCAUUUCUGGACCUACAUCUAUGGAGCUGUGUGAAGAACUACUGAAAAGAAUGGGCGAUAAAUUCUUUGCAAUCUAUAAAUCAUGUUUACUGGAACAGAGAGGCAUUUCGAAAGCACCUGAACAAAAUAUCGUGUUAUACGGACUUGCAGCAAGGGAACCAUUUCACGCCGUCGAUGAGCCAUUUUAUAAUAAUUUUCAUAGCCUUUUGGUGAAUAACCUUAACGAGGCGCACUCCACUUGCCUGUACAAUGGGUAUAUUAUCACGCAACCGACUGAAAUUACGUGAAGCGGGUAAACUAAAAGAAUCGUGCCGACUGAUAUGUUUACAUAAAAAGGGAGUUCGCUUUUACGGUGCACAUGCAUACAACUAAUAAAAAC
Dicrocoelium dendriticum is the source of this 629-nucleotide messenger RNA. Lineage: Eukaryota; Metazoa; Platyhelminthes; Trematoda; Plagiorchiida; Dicrocoeliidae. The record is from the annotation of a GenBank genome assembly.